Lutzomyia longipalpis is the source of this 635-nucleotide messenger RNA. It is a transcript of the gene Csl4, whose product is annotated as exosome complex component CSL4. Gene Ontology annotation, cellular component: cytoplasm; nuclear exosome (RNase complex). Gene Ontology annotation, biological process: RNA processing. The transcript has 3 exons. The record is from RefSeq and is a predicted model, not a curated record. NCBI's taxonomy places the organism in Eukaryota, Metazoa, Arthropoda, Insecta, Diptera, Psychodidae. Gene Ontology annotation, molecular function: RNA binding. Bases 1 to 600 code for a protein of 199 amino acids.
AUGGAUUGUAAAUUAGAAGAAAGGACAAUCAUUUGUGUUCCUGGCCAGAGAUUGUGUGCUUCCGAUGAAAAUACAGUUGCUGGUCAUGGAACCUACGAGAGAGGUGGCUAUAUUUAUACAGUACUUACCGGAAAUGUUUACAUUCGAAAGGAAAAUAUGACACAAUUUAUUGAGGUGAAACCCCUAGGAAUGGAAACAAUUGUCCCUACUGUGGGUGAUGUUGUAACAGCUAAAGUAACCGUGGUUAAUCAGAGGUUUUUAAAAUGCCAAAUCUUCUGCGUGGGACACAAAAUUCUCAACAGAAGCUAUAGAGGCGUCUUAAAAAAGGAAGAUAUAAGAUCUGUCGAAAAAGAUAGCGUUGAAGUGCAGAAAUGCUUUAGGCCCGGUGAUAUUAUCCUUGCCAGAGUGCUCCCACUGACGGAACUUCAUCACUAUCAGCUAACAACAGCAGAAAAUGAGCUUGGAGUUGUCAUGGCUAUAUCAAAGAAUGAUUCUACGUAUGUUCCUAUGGUGCCAAUAAGUUGGGAUGAGAUGCAAUGCCCGGAAACACUCAUAAAGGAAUAUAGGAAAGUUGCCCGUAUUGUGUCGGAAAAUCAAUAGGUACUGACAUUGGAAAUAAAUGAGUUAAUUAUGGA